UGCCCUUUCUUUUGUCGAUCUUCCAGCUCGUAAGUCCUCAAAUCCCGAAACGAUGAUGAAAGAAUCGCUUGGAACAGGUCCGGAAGUUUCGAAUCAAAGAAAUGGCAAGGGCGAUGGAACAACGAGCGCUGGGGCGUGGGCGAUCCGAUCGCGCAGCCCACGUCGUUGGCUGGACGUCGACGUCCACCUCUGGAAAUGCCGUGAGCUCCACUCCCACUGGCUUGGCGGCGAGCUGCUCUCUCGGGCCUCUUUUGCGCAUCGAUCAACUUCCUCGAAUUGGUUCUCGUCGAGGCCCGAGGCAAACCGGACAGGAGGAGGAGGAGCUUUCGACGCUCCUGGCAUGAAGAGGGUGGUGAAAGGAAAGAAAUGGAGCAAGAGCGAGCACUCCCGAGAGAAGCACUCUGUAGAACGCCACGGCUCACGCCAUGGCUCACGCUUCUCCCAUGUAGAGACAAGGCUGGGCUCACGACGCUCCUGGACAGGCAGACGAUUUACAGUGGUAUGUACCAUUCCCAGAGGCUGCUUAUCACUUCCGGUGACUUCGAUCGGGACGAAGAAGGCACGACAUUGGAGCAGGUUGUUUUCCGAAAGCUGCAAGACUGGAGACUCUCCAGCAUGUUUGGCUCAAAGCUGUGUCUAUCUGGAGCUGGAGGAGAGCUUGGCGAAGCACUUGGCUGGAGAUCUCAGCGAAGAAACAGGCAUCAACUUCGCGGACAGUCGUGUUUUCAGUCUCAGCCCUGCUCCAAGUCGGGUGUUUGUGUCCUCCUCAGGCUCUCUUUUGCUGGCACACACAGCGAGCUUGAUCUCGGCAUCACUUGGACAGCCCCGGUGGAUUGGUCUCCGGCUCGGGCUCAGUUCUACACAAGCUGGUACUUGGCUGGCAGCGGGAAUGCAAGGGGAUCCAUCGUGAUUUCGUUUCGGGCAAAUGAUGGUUCUUCCCGGGACUGUUACUCUCCAGGCAUCGAGGCAGCCGAGGAUGAUACCGAGGUAUGUUCGUUUGAAUGGCCACACGCUACAGGUUUCGUUGGAUUGCCGAAACGUGGAGUUUUGGGACUGAUGAGAUUCACACCAGCAGAAGAUCGCAAAGCUCCUGCGGCUGUGGAGAUUGCUCUGCGAGUUUCUAUUGCAACCCAGGCCAUAACUCUUGACGAUCCAUUACCACGAUGAUCGAUUCAGAACCCAAGAGGGGGCUUUGCCAAGGACGAAACGCCGAGCAGCACGAAUGCGGGGAAUAAUCUCGUCUGGUGGGCGAUCUAACAAAAACGCCAUGGAUUUCGCAAAGACCCCUGUCAUAUGGUUCAAGUACAUGGUAUGAUUUUUUUAUUACGGGAACCCGGUUGCCGAGAUGAUGGCUAUCAGGUAAGUGUAGAGGUAAACCGUUGUAGAAGACCCGGGUUCGAUGCCGAAGGGUCCACUCAACAAGGACUUUUAUGCAAAAAUUUUGCUAAAUAAGGAGCCAUUAUUCUGGUU
This is a messenger RNA of Selaginella moellendorffii, 1470 nucleotides long. RefSeq lists its product as uncharacterized. Lineage: Eukaryota; Viridiplantae; Streptophyta; Lycopodiopsida; Selaginellales; Selaginellaceae. The transcript has 2 exons. Gene Ontology annotation, biological process: attachment of GPI anchor to protein. Bases 367 to 1167 code for a protein of 266 amino acids. The record is from RefSeq and is a predicted model, not a curated record. Gene Ontology annotation, cellular component: GPI-anchor transamidase complex.